AAAAAAGAAGACUAUUCUUUGUAUGUACAUGAAACAUGCCAGACGAAAAACAGGAGUCGUAAUUAGAGGCAUAAGGUACACUCCCUACCGUAAUAAAAAAUGAAAAUCUAUAAGUAGAUAUACGUGAUGAAGAGCUGGUAGGUCAUUUAUCUCGUAGUUAAGCUUAUAAUACAUUAUAUUUCAGCCUGACGUUCCCACUCCAUCACAAAUACCGAUAGCAAAUCUGUUCUCUAACAUAGAUUAUAUGGCUGGUCCAGCUGUUACAGACAGAUCCUUUAUUAAAUUCAAAAAUAACAAUCAAGGAAAAAAUCAAAAGACUACAAUAGCACGUAACAGGUCGAAAAUGAGUGAUGCUGAUUACAUGGCUUAUGUAGCAUCUGCCAUCGAAGAUGGACUAGAUAAAAUGACACAACACAUAAAGAAAAGGGACUUCGAAAAAUUGUACUCGGACAUGAUCUCAAGCCCCACGAAAGCCGCGAGAAAAGAACGCUCCAAGUUCUUGGAAAAGAAACCUUUGUUCCCAAAUUCCUUUGAUAAGAAGUUCGCUUACAAAAACUCGUCCUCGUACCUCGAUAGCAAACCGCCACAUAUUCAGAAAAACGAAUUCCGUACGAGCACACCGAAAGCGGAUUCUGCCCUGAGUUUCACCAACGUGCGUGAACUGAAGCCACCACAGGGCGGCCAUGUUUACGGAGAAGCCCAAUACGCGUACCACACAGCUUCGAACAUCAACGGCCAGAAGUCAGAGGACGCUGGGGGCCACAAGAUUAUCAACAACGAUGGCAAAGUCAAAGAAUUUGAUUUUACACCCAAACCGAUAUCCGGACCUGUGAGUUAUUAUUAG
Messenger RNA from Spodoptera littoralis (African cotton leafworm), 844 nucleotides. Lineage: Eukaryota; Metazoa; Arthropoda; Insecta; Lepidoptera; Noctuidae. The record is from the annotation of a GenBank genome assembly.